Messenger RNA from Rotaria sp. Silwood1, 1635 nucleotides. Lineage: Eukaryota; Metazoa; Rotifera; Eurotatoria; Philodinida; Philodinidae. The record is from the annotation of a GenBank genome assembly.
AUGACUCUCAAUUAUAAUGCUGUUCCAUUUGAAAUGAAUCAAUAUCAAACAUAUAUUAAUUCAAAUUCUGGAAAUGAAUAUUUUUCACAACAAUAUAAUAACAAUGGAAUUAUUUUAACAACACCAAAACCUAAUUGGAAUCAAAUGAUUUUAUCAAAUUUUGAAAAAAAUUUUUAUAUAGAAUCACCUAUUGUUCAAAAUCGAUCUAUGACUGAUAUUCAACAUUUUUUAACAAAUAAUCAAAUAACAAUUGAUGGUAAUGCUCCACGACCAUUAUUUAAUUUUGAUGAAGCUAAUUUUCCUGAACCAGUUAUGGAAACAAUAGUUCAAUGUGGUUUUGAAAAACCAACACUUAUUCAAUCAUGUUCAUGGCCAAUAUUAUUAUCUGGUCUUGAUCUUAUUGGUAUAGCAUUAACUGGUUCAGGAAAAACAUUAGCAUUUAUAUUACCAGCAAUAAUACAUGCUAGUCAUCAAGAAUUUGUUAAAUCAGGUGAUAGUCCUAUUGUUCUUAUUAUGGCACCAACACGAGAAUUAGUACAACAAAUUUAUACAGUUGCACAUCAAUUUGGACAAUUAGCACAAUGUAGAACAACAGUUAUUUUUGGUGGAGUUUCAAAAGAAUCUCAACGAAAUUCAUUAUUAAAUGGUAUUGAAGUUGUCAUUGGUACACCUGGUCGUUUGUUAGAUUUUAUUGAAGAAGGUGUUUUAAAACUUGAUCGAAUAACUUAUCUCGUUUUGGAUGAAGCCGAUCGUAUGCUUGACAUGGGUUUUGAACCACAAAUUCGUCAGAUAUGUGAACGUAUACGUUCCGAUCGUCAAACAACAAUGUUUAGUGCAACAUGGCCAAAAGAAGUUCGUAAUUUAGCUAAUCAAUUUUUAUCAACAAAUCGUAUUCAUGUUACUAUUGGAAAUAUUAUCUUAGCAGCUAAUCCAAGUAUUUGUCAGAUAAUUGAAGUUUGUACAGAAUCUCAAAAACAAAAUCGAUUUAUAGAAAUACUUCAUGAAAUAAUGAAAUUAAAAAAUGGUAAAACACUUGUUUUUUGUCAAACUAAACGACGUGUUAAUGAAAUUUAUCUUAUAACAAAACAAAUGGGUUUUCCUGUUCUUUAUAUUCAUGGUGAUAAACAACAAUCUCAACGUGAUUAUACUAUGAAUGAAUUUCGUCGACGACAACGAGUUAUUUUGAUUGCAACAGAUGUUGCUGCUCGAGGUCUCGAUGUUCAAGAUAUUCAAUUUGUUAUUAAUAUUGAUUUUCCAAAUCAAACUGAAGAUUAUGUACAUCGUAUUGGUCGAACAGGACGCAAUAAAGAAGCUUAUGGAACUUCAUAUACAUUUUUUACAUCUGAAAAUGCUAAACAAGCACCAAGUCUUGUUCGAGUUUUACAAGAAGCUGGACAAAAUGUAAAUCAAGAUUUAAUGAAAAUAGCUGAAGGACAACAUUCUUUAGCUAAUUCAAAACAUGGAUCGAAAAAUCAAAUCUAUAAUAAUAGUCAACAACGAAUGUUAUUUCAACACCAACAACAACAAUCAACAAAUCAUUUUUAUUCUAAUCCAAUUCAUCAAUCAGUUGAAUACAUUCCAACAAUAUCACAAUCAAUGAACUAUAUGCCAUCUAUUAUUUACAAUCAAUUUUAG